CCUCAAGCCAAGUACCCAGAACAUGACUUCUAAAACGGUGAUGGAGGAGCGGUCUUGGGCUCAACAAACCGUCGACAGGUUCUUCGAAACUCGUCAAUCCCCGACCCAGUUAUACUGCGACGACCACGCUCGUAGGAUCACAGGUGCUUCCACUGUUCGAGAAGUCGACAUUCCGGGGUCGCUGAGCUACACAGUCCUUUGCACAGAUAGCUCAGAUGAGCGACCAGAUAUGAUCGUGUCUUUCCGACAACCAGAGUCUGCCUUGGACCAAACAGUCAUUGAGCUGGCAAGAUUCAUCCACGGCGAUCAGGUACCAGAAGCUACUUUUCACGGCAAAUUGCCAGGUUCAAAUCCACCUUUGCUCGUUUAUACGAUGGCCUGUUUGUCAGGUAGUCCUUGUCUACAGUUAUUCGACACCGAAACUGAGUUGAGACCCAAAGAAGAAGCCAGAUACAUGUGCUUUGUCAAGCAUUUAGCCAGAUACUUCGCUCGGUGUUGGUUAAAUCCACAGCCAGUAGAUCCUACGGUGUCGACAAGCUAUGGGGACGCAAUCUAUCGCCGGCUUGGGAAAAUAAGAAAGUCCUCACCUCUCAUACUCCCCUCCACUACAAUUUUGGAACUUGAACGCAGUCUUCCAAAUCUCGAGGAUAACUUUGAAAUUACUGGUAUUGUCGAUUGGUCAUUGGCUAAAGUACUGCCGUUUGGCAUGGAACUGGACACUCUGCUACUAUCCACUGGUUACAUGGAUCUCAGCGGCUGGCACAAUUAUACGUGCCGUGAACGCAUGAUCAUUUACUUUUGGGAUGAAUUCUGGGCUCACAGUCGUGUUUUUGAUGAUGUACGUCAGCACGAGAUUCGUACCAUGGCGAUGCAAGCCACCAAGAUCGGCGCAGUGCUGCGCUACGCAUUCCAGCGUAACACCGAUGGUUCCCCAUCCGAGGAAUUAACAACGUCUAACUGGGCCUUGAAGACUCUCAAAACUCUGCUAUGUUGCUAA
Messenger RNA from Aspergillus neoniger CBS 115656, 997 nucleotides. RefSeq lists its product as uncharacterized. The transcript is spliced from 3 exons. The record is from RefSeq and is a predicted model, not a curated record. NCBI's taxonomy places the organism in Eukaryota, Fungi, Ascomycota, Eurotiomycetes, Eurotiales, Aspergillaceae. Bases 23 to 997 code for a protein of 324 amino acids.